This is a messenger RNA of Colletotrichum orchidophilum, 1842 nucleotides long. Its product is annotated as para-nitrobenzyl esterase. The record is from RefSeq and is a predicted model, not a curated record. Bases 1 to 1842 code for a protein of 613 amino acids. The transcript has a single exon. NCBI's taxonomy places the organism in Eukaryota, Fungi, Ascomycota, Sordariomycetes, Glomerellales, Glomerellaceae.
AUGCGUUUAAAGCUCCGCGAUGGCCGGCCCUACCCUUCGGUGGUGGUCUGUUCACUCAUCACCAUCUUUUCUUAUGGUCAAGCAGCAGCAGCAGCAGCAGCAGCAGCAGCAGCAGCAGCAGCAGCAGGACUACCCGGAGACGAGGGAUCGAGCACGUCGCCAAACAUGAAGUUCUCCACGUCCUUCAACACGCUCUUCGCGGCCUCGCAGGUUGCCAUCGCGCCGGCCGCCGCCGCGUACAACCCAGUCGAGCUCAAGGGCUACGGCAAGUUCACCGGCACCGUCAUCAACUCGACAUACAGCGGCCGCGCCCUGCCCGCGCCUGUCGACGCCUGGCUCGGCAUCGACUACUCGACGCAGCCGGUCGGCGAUGGCCGCUUCAACCCCGUCACCUGGCCGGCGCCUUUCAACGGCACGAAGCCGGCGACAAGGUACGGCAAGACCUGCGUCCAAGACCCGACCUCGACCGAUGUGAGCACCCAAGACGAGGCCUGCCUCAACUUCAACGUCUACCGCACGCGCGGCAUCCCGCUCGACCAGAAGACGCCCGUCCUGGUCUGGAUCCACGGCGGCGCGUUCUACGCGGGCAGCUACAAGAGCUUCGACGGCGCCGCCUUCGCUGCCUCGUCUAAGGAGCCCAUCACCGUCAUCAACUUCCACUACCGCCUCAACUCGCUGGGCUUCCUGCCGUCGGCCCUCUUCGACGAGGAAGGCCUGCUGAACCUCGGCAUGCGCGACCAGCACUUCUUCCUCCAGUUCGUGCAGAAGCAUAUCGCCGCAUUCGGCGGCGACCCGGACGCCGUCACCAUCGGCGGGCGCUCCGCCGGCGGCCACUCUGUCGGCAUCCUCUACUUUCACAACUACAACGAGGACGAGGGCAAGCCCCUCUUCGCCAGGGCCAUCCACCAGUCCGGCUCCGUCACUGCCCGCGCCUUUCCCAACGCGACAUACCCCCUCUACGUGCAGCAGUACGAGCAGUACAUUAACUACCUCUCCUGCCCGCUCAACGCCGACAACGCCGCGACCCUGGCCUGUCUCCGCGCCGCGGACGUCGACGCGAUCCGCAACAUCAGCACGAAGCUCUACAACGACUACGACCCGGCGCUGACCUGGCCCUUCCAACCUACACAGGGCGGGCCCUUGCUGGAGAAGUUCGGCUCGCAGUCGGGCUACGACGGCACCUUUUUCAAGGUGCCCGUCAUCACCUCCAACGUCAACGACGAGGCCAAGUACUACAUGGCCGGCGACAAGGAGACGAACCAGGAGUUCCUCGACUACCUCCACAACAUCUCCCCGGCCCUCAACAGCACCGACCUCCGGCUCCUCGAGGACCUCUACCCGGACCCGGUCACGCACCCGGAUUCCCCCUUUGCCCACUCCCCCAACAGCACGCAGUACAACCGCCUCUCGGCGGCGUGGAGCGACUACGCGUACAUUUGCGCGGGCCAGGAGACGGCCUACCGCGCCUCCAUCGCGGGCGUGCCGACGUGGAAGCUGCACUUCAACACCAACAACUCAUGGCCCGCGUGGCGAGGCAUUCCGCACACCGCGGACACAAAGUACACCUGGGACGAGCCGGUCGUGCAGUACCCCGAGGUCAGCCACAUUUACCACGGGUACCUGUCCAGCUUUGUCUUGUCCGGCGACCCCAACACGUACAGGUAUCCCGGCAGCCCCGAGUGGCCUCAGUAUAAGCCUACGGGGUACGGACUCGCGUCGGAGCCGCCGCUGCAGCUCAUUGUUCAGCCUAAUAACGGGACAAGGGUGGAGAAGGAUGAUAUUCGGAGGGAGGCGUGCCUGUACUGGAGAGAUCCGGAGAGAGCUCCUCGCCUGAAUAAGUAG